AUGAGCGAGAGUACUAAGAAGAAGGUUGUCAAGAAGACAUCGAGCAGAUCAGCCGAUAAGGAGAAGGAUAGAGAGGUCGAAGCUCAGGUAUCAGAGUUGGAGGAUGAGAGCGAUAUUUCAUCAUCACAGAGAUCUGAGAAGAAAAAGAGCAGCAGGACCACUAGUAGCAGGUCCAAGGCGGCAAAGGAGGCCACCGCCUCGCAGCAAGAGAACGUCAUCGAGACUCAGUCAGAGAUGUCAUCGUCCACAAUGGUCUCGUCGACCACCGUCACCAGCGGCUCGCGCACACCCAGCCGCAUCUCCAACGGCUCGGCAAUUGGCGACGCACCCGUCACCCCCCUGUCCAAGUUCUUUGGCUCGUCCACCAGCACACCAUCGUCGCCCGGCACCCGUCUCUCCGUGACCAAUCGUCUGCGCGAGAGAGAGGAGCUCAGCGAGCUCACCAGAAGAGUGGCCAUCCUGGCUGCCGCCGUCGAGGAGAAGAACAAAGAGAUUGCUAGUCUGCAGGCUGAGCACGGCCACCAUAACCGCGUCACCACCGCUGAGCUCCACGACCUGAGGACGCGUCUCGAGCAGGCAGAGACCACGGCCUCGAUGGAGAUCAAGCUGCGCACCGAGCUCCAGAUGCAGCUGGACCGCGUGCUGGCCGACCUCAAGAACAAAGAGGACUCUCUGAUGAACGAGCGCGCCAACUCUGAUCGCCGUCUCGAGUCGAUGAUUGGCGAGCUCACAAAGGAGCACACUCAUCAGUUGACACUCCUACGCACUGAUCUCACCAAGCGCAUCAGCGAGAAUGAGAUGCUAAAGAAUGAGGUCAAGAUGCUCUCGGCCGACCUCCUCACCAAGGGCAAGGAGCAAGACGAGAAGACACGUAGACUGCUCCAAGCAGAGUACGAUCGUUUGAAGCAUAAGGAGGACGAUCUCAGAAACACAAUCAAUCUCAAGGAGUCAGACAUCAAGAAGCUUCGUACCGACUUGAAGGAUAAGGAUAAGCUCAUUUCAGAAUCUUUGAGAAAGGAAUCAGAGCUGCAACAGACAGUCGAGGCAUUUGAGAGACAGAAGGAGGAUAUGAGAGAUAGUAUCGAUAGAGAUUGGGAGCUCAGGAUUGCACAGGCUGUCGAGGAGCACAACGCCAAGAUGGUCGAGAUGCAGGUGUCUGUCACCAACUUUGACGAGGAGAGGGAUUCAUUCCGCCAACAGAUCAACGUGUUGUUCAAGCAGAAUGAGGAUAUGGACCUCAGGAACCACGAGCUCAGCGAUCGCAUCGGGGACUUGUCUGGCCAGAUUGCCAACAAGGACGUCACUAUCCACACGCUCACCACCGACAUUGAGGACCUGAAGAAGCACCUCCACCGCUACAAGGCCGAGUCCAAGAACAAGGACAACAGGAUCUCCUUGCUGCAGGACCAGAUGAACACCAAGGAGCUCAAGUACACAUCGUACCACGCCGAGAUGUCAAAGAUGAAGCAGGAGCUCUACACUGUGCAGUCGCAGAACAUGGAGCCAGACGUCCCACUCACACGCGAGAUCGAGCGUCUGAAGGAGGUCGUCAGCAACGUCGAGGACUCGGUGUUCAAGAGAGACAGGAAGCGUCUCAGAAAGACAUACGAGUCACAAGAGUCGUCAGACGUAGAGAGCCUCGAGAACUCUGAGGAGCAAUCGCUGUCGUCGAUGGGCAUUGCCAAUCAAUCGCUCGAGGUCAACACCAUGUCGAUCUUCUCGAUCGACACGUCAAAGGGCUGCAUCAAGCUCACAGUCAAGGGCGACUUCCACGAGGGUCUGUCCAUCACUGGCUGGAAGCUCAUCGUCGUCAAGCCCAACGACGAGAAGUUUGGCUUCUCGUUCCCAGACAACAUCCAUCCAAUCAAGGGCAUCCAGCUGGUCCAUGUGCUGACCGGACUCUCCCGCCCACAGAAUGUUCAGACACCAGAGUACGAGUUCUACUGGGCCCGUCAAGGUCUCUGGGACAUGCCAGAGGGUACCACCGUCAAACUAGUAACGCCAUCCAAUGAGAUCAAGGGUACCAUUCAGUUGCCAGCCAGUGGAAUAUACAUCAAGGACGAUGCCAUUAAGCCCGAAGGUAAUAACUGUUUAAUUAUGUAA
Acytostelium subglobosum LB1 is the source of this 2103-nucleotide messenger RNA. RefSeq lists its product as hypothetical. NCBI's taxonomy places the organism in Eukaryota, Evosea, Eumycetozoa, Acytosteliales, Acytosteliaceae. The transcript has 3 exons. Gene Ontology annotation, biological process: chromatin organization. Bases 1 to 2103 code for a protein of 700 amino acids. Gene Ontology annotation, molecular function: structural constituent of chromatin. Gene Ontology annotation, cellular component: lamin filament. The record is from RefSeq and is a predicted model, not a curated record.